GGCCCCGACGGCUCCUGAGCGAGGCUCCGGCCCGAGACCGGUGCCGGGAGCACCGUUGUGUGGGGGGUUCCGGCCCAGCACAACCCUUCCUCCCUAACGGGUGGCCCAGCAACCUCCAGAGCAUCCUCCUGCCCCCUCUUGGGUUAUUUAUUGCCGAUAAUUACUAAUAACUUCCUUUUUUUUUUUCCCAUAAAUCCCUGCAGAGACGGGCCAUUAGACAACCAGACCGGUGUAUAAGCCAAGCCUGAUUAGCCGCGGAUAACCUGGCACGAUCAGUUGUGGAUCUGACCGGCAACAGUCAAGGAACAGGUUUAAAAUCAAAAUCAUCACACAGGAAGCCUGGCAACACUGAAGCAUGCAUGGAGGUGGCCAUUUUUCAUGAGACCAGGAAGUGAGUGACUGUUAUUCAAGCCCAACAGCUAUGGCAGGCGAUGAGAGGGACUAUAACCUGACAGAGGAGCAGAAGGCCAUCAAAGCCAAAUACCCACCGCUCAAGAAGAAGUAUGAAUAUCUGGAUCACACAGCAGAUGUGCAGUUACAUGCUUGGGGAGAUACUUUGGAAGAAGCAUUUGAGCAGUGUGUUAUGGCCAUGUUUGGCUACAUGACUGAUACAGAGACCGUGGAACCUCUGGAUACCAUAGAAGUACAGGCAGAAGGACAUGAUAUGUUGUCUCUUCUUUUUCACUUCUUGGAUGAGUGGCUGUAUAAAUUCAGCGCUAAUGAGUUCUUUAUACCCAGGGAAGUGAAAGUGCUUUACAUUGACCGAAUGCAAUUCAAAAUAAGAUCAAUUGGGUGGGGAGAAGAGUUCUCUUUACCCAAACACCCUCAGGGCACAGAGGUCAAAGCCAUAACUUACUCAGCAAUGCAGAUCUGUGAAGAAGAAAAGCCGGAAGUCUUUGUCAUCAUUGACAUUUAAAGCAAGAAAAGUGUAAUAAAAUGAGUGGAUACUUGUCACUGGCUAGCAAAAGUCCCUCAAAAACAGUAAUCCUCUUGGAAGUAACUAAGGAAUUGGCCAAUUCAAAUCAUAAGUUGAAGGGAGUAAUUGCAGGGAAUGUUCAUCUGUGUUUUGAUUUGAGGAUGGUGAGUCAGACCAAGACCUGUAUGCCAGGAAAAAAAGAACUAGUUGAGGUUUUUUGUUUGGGUUUUUUUAAGCGGGAGGGGAGAUGAGGGAGUUAUAGGGGUUGAAAGUCUCUCAGGAAUGUUAGUAUUUUAUAUCAACUUUUAUGGCUGAGGCAUUUGUUGGGUGGUACAUGAACUAAGUAGAUUAGUGGCGCUGGUAAUGAAAAUAUUGCCUUUUUGUAGGGUGGCAGAAGGUAAUUGUUAAUCUGCAUGAUUUCAUCUGCAGAUUUAAAUAGUCUAAUUCUGAGGUGGUAUCCCUUCAUAUUAAUUGAAGGCUCCAAAAUACCUGCAGUGGGUCAGAUUUAAUGCAGAAAAGUUUCUGAUUGUUUGAAGGAUGCCAAAGAAAGUAAACCAAUCUUUUAAAAAAACUUCUAGACUACAUAAAGGAAAAAAAAGUAAUGCCACCAGGUGGUGCUGAAUUGCCAUAAGUUUCCAAGUGAAAUGCUGAAGUGUGUGACCAUGUAUAUGGAAUCCGAAUAGCAAUUAUUAUCACUCUAAAAAGUGGAGAUUGCUUUGCUGCUGCUGUAGAAAGGGAUGCACUGCAGUUCCCUGCACUGGAGUCCGCUCCCAACUAUGCCUCAUCAUAAGAAAGACAAUUUUCUUCUUUUAAAACAGAACUAAGCAGAAAAUUCAAAUAAGGUUCCAUUUCCUUCUUUAGAAAGAAAACUAUACAGAGCUCCCCUCCACGUAGGAGGGCUGUGUGUGGUGAUACAUGUGUCUGUAACUCUGAUUAUUCCUGCUGAUUCUGCUGAGAAGAGUUUAUGGUUUUCAUCUGUCCUCGUUACACCACGGAGUUGUGAGAAUGUGCGGCAAAUCCCAGAAAAAGCUUCCUUUUGCCUUUAAUUUCAGAAAAUUCUGAACUUUCAUUCACCGGUUCAAAAAUAAUAAUAAAAAUAGUGUGUGUUUUGUUUUAAAUCAUGGGACAACUAAUGUGCGUUAUCUGCCGUUGCUAUUUAAACGUGAGCCAGGCGCAGUGAAUACGAAGUCAGGGCUGACCUGACCUGUUUCUGAUAAAUGCCACAAGUACCUCACCUCCCAAGGCAUCUUUAUUUUGGGGUAAAAUCAUCUUAAACAGAGAAGACUUGAGUUUUUAUUUCUGUAUUGUGAAGAUGGAGGAUAGAAUUUUUCUUUUUGAUGCAGCUUUUAACGCUGAAAUAAAACCUGGACCAAGAAAGAAUUAUGGAUAUGUGCGCACAUGAAUUAAUUCUGACUGAUGGAUUUUUUGAGGUUAAUAAAUUAACAUUUGAGCUUUGUUCUCUGGCAAGGUAAGAAUUAA
Molecule: messenger RNA, 2395 nt
Organism: Struthio camelus australis
Lineage: Eukaryota; Metazoa; Chordata; Aves; Struthioniformes; Struthionidae
Gene: TSLIG1
Product: zinc finger and BTB domain containing 8 opposite strand
Biological process (GO): tRNA splicing, via endonucleolytic cleavage and ligation
Cellular component (GO): tRNA-splicing ligase complex
Source: RefSeq, a predicted model, not a curated record